Molecule: messenger RNA, 1047 nt
Organism: Drosophila eugracilis
Lineage: Eukaryota; Metazoa; Arthropoda; Insecta; Diptera; Drosophilidae
Exons: 1
Coding region: 45-914 (289 amino acids)
Source: RefSeq, a predicted model, not a curated record
UGCCCUUUAACUUAACACUUUUAUAAGACACAUCGCUAGUCGCCAUGUUUGAUACUACCAAGUACUUUCCCCGUUCGAUUGAGUCGGAGCACCCCUCCCAGCUGGAGUCCGAUGACUCCACGUUCUUGGAUAACCCGGUUACCUACGACAUGGUUCACGAUCUGCAGGGGAAUCCUCUGGACUUGAAAGACGCAGAAGUAGCAUCGGUGUCCGAAGCGAACGCCCAGGAAUCUGAAACCACCGAAACCGUUGAGUCUGCAGAAGCCACUUUGGCACCAUCUCCCCAGUUGAUGAUCAUUUUCGGGGAAGGCGACAUCAACAGUGCCCUCCACUUUCUUCUGGAGUCCGUCCAUAACCCCUUUGCCCCCAAUGCGGUGGCCAUGGUUCUGGUAGAGGAGAGAGUUCGCGAAGAGGUCGUCAAGAAAAUCCUUCCGCAGCUUCAUCCCUUGGCCGAGUUCGUGGCCGAACAUCCCAAUUUUCAGGCAGCUAUGGAGAAACUGGAGUCAUCCAAUCUGGAAGUAAUCAAAGCUGAAACUUCCGAGGUGGCACCACCACUGGCUUCUCCGAUCUUCGUCUGCGAGUGCACCCACGAUGAGCUGGGGCGUUACCCCACUGGGGUUGUGACUUUCCACACUUUCCGCUGCAACAUAGAGGCCAUCGACAUUUGCCACCGGGAAACCCUGCCCUUCGCAUCCGUGUCCAUCUGGAACGAGUCCCUUCACGGCUGCUACGAGCUCGCAGUGGCCCUCGAUUCACCCCAUUUCUUUAUGAAUUGCACAAACAUCGACCUCACGCCUAUUGCCAAGGAUCUUGAAGGGGAGAACAACACUGUGGUGAUCGAAAAGGGCUUUCACUUCGAAACCCUGCGCAUCUACAACAAAUUCAAGUCCAUUGUUUUCCCAUUGGGGAACUAAUCUUGCCCAAGGCCGAAGACGCCAAGCAGGAGCAGGCGCCCAUCUCCUUUCUGGAAGCUUGAGAUCGGAGUGUCAUUUCGAUUUCCUUAAUACUCGCUGCCAAAUAUGUCUGCCAAAUACAAAUUCCAAGUUA